AACUAUUGGCGCUCUUUCUUGUUUACGGCAUUUCAUUUUCUGCUGAAAUUGGCUGUUUUUUGAACGUUAUUAACUGAGGAGUUAUUAUGGAUGCCUUUGAUCCACGCUCGAUUAUCAACGGCGGCAUGCUGAAGCAGUUUUCCGGCCAAACCGUGAGCAUAAUGGUUCGCGUGGAGAGCGUCGCGGGAUCCACUUUGCUGGCCAGUUCCACAGACAACCACAAGCUAAAGAUCAAUCUGCCGGGUGAGCUGGGCGCCGCCGAAGGGGCCUGGGUCGAGGUCAUUGGAGUGCCCCAUGGUGCGGACACCCUCAGGGCCAAGGAGGUCAUCGAGUUUGGCGGCGAGAACAUCGACUUCGAUAAGGAUGGCUAUAAUGGAUUGAGCCACCUGAUUAACAAUGUCAAGGCCUUCUAUCGCAGCGGCUAGGAUGUCCACAAUUAUAUCUAAGAAUUAAUAUUAUGUACUCUAAUGUUAUUUUUUCCAUUUUUUUGGAGAACACUCAGAGCUGGCAUUAACUUUAAAUAUAAAUCAUCUAUCUACAUAUAUUACGAGUACAAUUUACGGGUGUUUUAACCAGUUCCACGUAUAUUCUACAACAAAUACUUAAUACCCACAAUUUAAUAACAUAAACAACACAUUCUUAAACGCUCUUGUGUAAUAACAUUUACUUCCAC
This is a messenger RNA of Drosophila melanogaster (fruit fly), 673 nucleotides long. RefSeq names its product replication protein A3 (gene RPA3). Gene Ontology annotation, molecular function: DNA binding. The coding region runs from base 87 to 425 and encodes 112 amino acids. The transcript has 2 exons. Gene Ontology annotation, biological process: DNA replication; DNA repair; DNA recombination. The record is from RefSeq and is marked reviewed. NCBI's taxonomy places the organism in Eukaryota, Metazoa, Arthropoda, Insecta, Diptera, Drosophilidae. Gene Ontology annotation, cellular component: nuclear lumen; nucleus.